GAUGGGUUCAACCGGGUCGUUCAGCGGCCCUCGCAUGUCACUUACCUUCGAUGGGCUGCUCUUCGACUUCGAUGGAACAAUCGUAGAUUCCACUGCUGGUGAGCCGCCUUUGCAUCAUGCAGUCCUCUCCCUCACCGGUCGUGAAACAUUGGCAUAUCUAUGGCCUGGAAGAAUAGGAGAAGAGAUCGGAGUAGACCCGAAAGUGAUCUUGCAAACCUCCCACGGCAGAAGAAGCAUUGAUACGCUUCAGAUUAUUGCUCCUGAGAAGGCAACCUGGGAAUACGUUAGCAUGAUUGAAGGACGAAUCCCAAGGGAUCUUGGUAAUGAUGCAACUGAGAUACCCGGUGCACGACGGCUCCUCACCUCGUUGGAAGAGGCCGGAGCGCCAUGGGCCGUCGUGACGUCUGGCAGCAAUGCGUUGAUUACCGGCUGGCUCGGCGUCCUGCGGCUUGCACAUCCAAAGUACCUCGUUGUUGCGGAGGAUGUGCAGGCUGGCAAACCAGAUCCUUCCUGUUACCUACUAGGCCGUUCUCGGCUUGGCUUGGACCAUAGUGAUUCGAUGCUUGUGAUUGAAGAUGCUCCGUCUGGUGUCCGCGCUGGGAAGGCUGCCGGGUUUAAGGUUCUUGCGCUCGCCACGACACAUGUGGUCGAAGAGCUGAAGGAGGCUGGAGCAGAUUGGAUCAUCAAAGAUCUUGACAGUGCCUCACUCAAGAAGUUCGCCGAUGGCAAGGUUGAGGUAGAGGUCUGGGAUACACUUCAAUAGCGUUUAGCCGCCUUGACAGGGGUCCUGGAGAUAGGG
Nannizzia gypsea CBS 118893 is the source of this 799-nucleotide messenger RNA. RefSeq lists its product as hypothetical. The transcript is spliced from 4 exons. The record is from RefSeq and is a predicted model, not a curated record. The annotation marks the transcript as partial. Gene Ontology annotation, molecular function: sugar-phosphatase activity; beta-phosphoglucomutase activity. NCBI's taxonomy places the organism in Eukaryota, Fungi, Ascomycota, Eurotiomycetes, Onygenales, Arthrodermataceae.